GAGCCACCACUACCGGCAAGUUAAGAAAUGAAACUGAAAUCAGCUGAUAGUGACAUCAGUCAGCAUAAAUGUACCAAAGUUCAGAACUGUUUACUUGAGUACAGCGUCGAAUGUGAGCAGGUCAUAAGCUCAGCGCUGCAUUUAAGUGCCCUUCACCGCUCCCCGUGUCCUCCGGAGCCUGACACCAGGAAGCCUCCAGAAGGAAGGAUCAGCUGAACCUGACUUCCUGUGCCUCCUGUUUAUGAGUGUUUCUGUGGGUCCCGCAUCUUCUCUUUGGUCCUUUGAAUGGAGCUCCUGCUAUAGACUGAAUGCUUAUAUCCACCAGAAUUCAGAUGCUGACUCCUACCCCCAACGUGACGGCAUUAGGAGAUGGGGCCUUUGGGAGGCGAUUGGUCAAGGGCAGAAUGGGAUUGGUGCCCUUGUAAAGAGGCCUCAGAGAACUCCCUGUCCCUUCCACUGUGUGACGGCACUGCAAAAUGAUGACCAUCCAUGACCCAGGAAGCUCUCACCAGACCUCAGGUGCCCGGGAGGGCGGCCCUGCCGACGGCAGGAGAAAAUGACGGUCCUGAAGCCGCGGUGGGGCGACCAGCUGCUGUUCCUGGGCAUCGUGGUCCUUGCGGUCGUGGUCAUCUCCCUGCUGCUCUACGCUCUGCUCUGGAAGACCGGCGACCUCACUGACUUGCCCAACCUCAGAAUCGGCUUCUACAACUUCUGCCUGUGGGAUGAGGCCACUGGCUCCCUACAGUGCCUCCAGUUCCCUGAGCUGGAGGCCCUGGGGGUGCCUCGGGCCGGCCUGGCCCUGGCCAGACUGGGUGUGUAUGGAGCCCUGGUCCUCACCCUCUUUGUCCCCCUGCCUCUCCUCCUGGGCAGGUGCAAUGGAAACCAGGAAGAGUGGCAGCUAGCAGUGGGCUUCCUAGCCAUGUCCUCUCUGCUGCUGGCCAGCGGCCUGGGCCUCUUCCUCACCUACACGUGGAAGUGGAUCAGGCUGUCCCUCCUGGGCCCUGGGUUUCUAGCUCUGAGCACCGCCCAGGCCUUACUCAUCCUCCUGCUUCUGGCCACAGUUGUGUUCCCUUGGAGGGGGGAGGACAAGAGCCAGCUUGAGAGCUGCUAGUUCUGCCAAAGGCUUAUAUGACUGCAAGGGUUCAAUUUGAACUAUGCCCAGAGAAGGUGCCAGAGAACUCAUGCGCUGGGUGUCUCCUGAGCCAUCCUGUUUCAUAGCUAAUGCUGACCUCAAGCUCUAGAGGAGGGUUCCCAUUGCGGAGGGGGUGGGCACCCAGUGUCAAGGGGGCCAAGAGGCAGCAAGGGUGGCCAGGGCACCUGCAGCUUCUUCGUGUAGGACUGUCUGUCCCUGGGGACGUCCAAAGGUCCUAAGGACACCCUGGAACCAUGUAGCCACUGUCACGAGAAUUCCUGCUUUAACUGAUGGCUUUUAGGAUGCCAUUCUUCCUUGAUCCUCAGGGCAGUGGGGAUAAGGAUUCCCUCUCAUGGGGCCAGAUUUCCAGGAUGGUUUGCCGAAGGCCACACUGGAACCCAGUGAGGGUUUAGGGCAACAAAUAGGGAACAUUCUGAGAGAGCACCUGUUUCCCCCGGGGCCCUGGUGAGUAAGCUUCCCUGCUCCAUACCUGAGAGCGGCUGUGAUGAGCUGCUCUCCCGAGAAGCCACUCCCAAAGGCCCAGAAAUGAUCUCCAAGGGAUUCACUAAGACAGAGCACAUGGGUACAGAGAACAACAGCCUUGGUGGCUUUGAAGGUUUUCUUGAAAAAGCUCUUAGAUCUGAAGCCAGACAGAGCAAGGGAGUCAGCUGGUAAAUCAUUCCUGAUGUGACCUGGGAAUUCAGGAGCAGAACACGCUAAAUCCCUGGGUGAGAGAAGGUGGGCAGGACUGAACGGUUCCACGUGCGUACAAAUGCCACAUCUCUUCACUUCUCAACCCAGAACUGGAAAGGACUCAAACACAGCUUGUGUGGUGGGGAAUUGUGUGUAUUUUUCAGCACCUGUAUAUUGGAAAAUCUGUACAGAAGCCUCAUUCUGUCUGUAAAAGCCACAGUGAAUACAGAGGUAGAAAUACGGA
Molecule: messenger RNA, 2069 nt
Organism: Manis pentadactyla (Chinese pangolin)
Lineage: Eukaryota; Metazoa; Chordata; Mammalia; Pholidota; Manidae
Gene: TMEM140
Product: transmembrane protein 140
Exons: 3
Coding region: 557-1111 (184 amino acids)
Source: RefSeq, a predicted model, not a curated record